Brassica oleracea var. oleracea is the source of this 1301-nucleotide messenger RNA. RefSeq lists its product as uncharacterized. The transcript has a single exon. The record is from RefSeq and is a predicted model, not a curated record. Bases 91 to 1257 code for a protein of 388 amino acids. NCBI's taxonomy places the organism in Eukaryota, Viridiplantae, Streptophyta, Magnoliopsida, Brassicales, Brassicaceae.
UACAGAGACUUCUCAUUCAAUCAGCACCCUCUCUCUUACUCCAAGUAUUUAUUAUUAUCAUCCGAACUCAUCAACCUUCCUUGGAGAAAUAUGAUCGGUGUUGACCAGAGAACGACCGGUCUGACUCAAGCUCACGCAGCUGGUCUCCGCCGUCUCUCAGCCCGCGCCGCCGCUCCAUCUACUCCUACGGUCAGAAACAGCCUCCUACCAUUCUCCAGUUUACCCGAUGAAAUAAUCACACGUAUAAAGAACUCAGGCGUCAAAAUCCAACCGGGUCUCUCCGACUCCGAGUUCGCCCGAGUCGAAGCCGAGUUCGGUUUCGUCUUCCCACCGGACCUCCGUGUUAUCCUCUCCUCUGGCCUCUCCGCCGACGCAGGCUUCCCAGAUUGGCGCUCUCCCGGAGCUCGUCGCCACCUCCGUGCCAUGAUCGAUUUACCAAACGCGGCUGUGUCGCUCCAAGUCGCGAAGAACAGUCUCUGGUGCAAAUCUUGGGGCCUGAAACCACCCGACCCGGAAAAAGCAUUACGGGUCGCGAGAAACGCCUUGAAGAGAGCUCCUUUGUUGAUUCCCGUUUUCGAUCACUGUUACAUUCCUUGUAACCCAUCUUUAGCGUGUAACCCGGUCUUCUUCGUGGACGAAACUCGGAUAUUUUGCUGCGGGUCGGAUCUAUCCGAGUUUUUCCAGCGUGAGUCUGCUUUUGGCACCCCCGAAACUCUCACCAAGCAGACGUCUUCUGGAUCAUCCACGAACUUCUCUCGGAUGAGCUUUGAUUCGGGUCGGGUUAUCGGGUCGAGUACUUCGAGAUGGGUGGAGUUUUGGAGCGAGGCGGCGGUGGAGAACUGCCGGAGAAAUUCUGGCUCGACCUCAUCAUCAUGGUCAUCUUACUCUACAUCGCCUGACCUUCCAAGAAAGGAAACUCCGAAAUGGGUGAACCAGUACGUAAACCGGAUCGGUUCGGUUUUGAGAGGAGGCGGGUGGGAGGAAUCCGAUAUCGACGAUAUGAUCCACGUGUCAGCAUCUGGUUUCUUCGAGAGUGAAGUGGUAAUUCUGGACAAUCAAACGGUUCUUGAUGUGCUCCUAUUGAAUGUGGGUCGGUUAUCUGAGUCGCUCCGUAAAACUGGGUGGAGCUCCGAAGAAGUAUCGGAUGCUCUUGGUUUCGAAUUUCGACGGGAGAAAGAAAGAAAACCGGCGAAUAUAUUAUCGCCGGAGCUUAUCGAAAGAGUCCAAAAACUUGGUGAAUGGGUUUCCCGGCUGUGAAACUUGUUCAUGCGUGUGUUUCUAAUAAACAAAAACUAAACUUG